Manis javanica (Malayan pangolin) is the source of this 6718-nucleotide messenger RNA. It is a transcript of the gene OPHN1, whose product is annotated as oligophrenin 1. Gene Ontology annotation, biological process: regulation of synaptic transmission, glutamatergic; signal transduction; regulation of endocytosis. Gene Ontology annotation, cellular component: cytoplasm; actin cytoskeleton; terminal bouton. Gene Ontology annotation, molecular function: GTPase activator activity; protein binding. The record is from RefSeq and is a predicted model, not a curated record. Lineage: Eukaryota; Metazoa; Chordata; Mammalia; Pholidota; Manidae.
AGACUACAUCUCCCAGGCCGCCACGCUUUCCAGCUGGAGCCCUAGGGCACUGAAUGCUCCCGGGUUUCCGCAGAGAAGCGCGGAGCUACCGCAGCUAUUGUGCGUCGAGCUGUAGCCUUCGUCACUCCCGCUUGCGUGUCUGUGGAGGAAGGCUAAAUUUCGUGGCCGCCCUGGUUUAACCUCUUCCGCGCCUAACGGGACAGCAGGCCAGUUCCCUUGAACUAGGAGGAACUCUUGCGAGUCAGAGGAUUCGGGUAACGAAACCCUAGGGGGCGAGGAAGACGACUGAAAACGGAGCCUGAGCCCUCGUUUCGGUACAGGGCUUCUCUGGGGCCGGGCGGCGGCGCUGACUUUGAGAAGGGGGAGGGGACCUUGCAAUCUGGGUUGCCCGCCGACUUUGGCGAAGGAAAUCUUCAGCCAGCUCAGGAGCAAGGAGGAAGGAGAGGCGACUCCCACCCCGGCGCUCACCCCCCGCCUACACCCUGGGCUGGCCUAAGUGUCACGUUUGCAAUUGCUCAUAAAGGAUCCGGUCGGGCUCCGGAGGCAAGCCGGGUUGCGUUUUCUGCUUCCUGUCAGGGGAGGCGAUGCCUAGGGGCCAUGCUGCUUGCUAGGCUGCACCUCGCUGGGAUCCGACUGCCUUAAUCGGCGCUCCCUGUUACCUGAAGUGAUCUUUCGGCCGCCCGUUUCUGGUACAGACCAGACAUCUCUCCGCAGGAAUCUCCUCCAAACAGCCCCUGCCAUCAGAACCAUGGGACAUCCACCGCUGGAGUUCAGCGACUGCUACUUGGAUAGCCCUGAUUUCCGAGAGAGGCUCAAGUGUUAUGAGCAGGAGCUGGAGAGGACCAAUAAAUUCAUCAAAGACGUGAUCAAAGAUGGCAACGCUCUUAUUAGCACAAUGAGAAAUUACUCCUCAGCUGUUCAGAAAUUUUCCCAGACACUGCAAUCCUUUCAAUUUGAUUUUAUUGGGGACACACUAACUGAUGAUGAGAUUAACAUUGCUGAAUCCUUCAAGGAAUUUGCCGAAUUGCUCAAUGAAGUAGAAAACGAGAGGAUGAUGAUGGUACACAACGCUAGUGAUCUGCUAAUCAAACCCCUGGAAAAUUUCCGGAAGGAGCAGAUAGGCUUUACCAAGGAGCGGAAAAAGAAAUUUGAAAAGGAUGGUGAAAGGUUUUAUUCCUUGCUGGAUCGUCACUUGCAUCUGUCUUCCAAAAAGAAAGAAUCUCAAUUACAAGAGGCAGACCUCCAGGUGGACAAGGAGAGGCACAAUUUCUUUGAGUCCUCCCUUGAUUAUGUUUAUCAAAUCCAGGAAGUUCAGGAGUCCAAGAAGUUCAACAUUGUGGAGCCAGUCUUGGCCUUUCUUCAUAGCCUCUUCAUUUCCAGCAGCUUGACUGUGGAGCUCACACAAGAUUUCCUCCCAUAUAAACAGCAGCUCCAGCUCAGUUUGCAGAAUACAAGAAAUCAUUUCUCCAGUACUCGGGAAGAGAUGGAAGAACUUAAGAGAAGGAUGAAAGAAGCUCCCCAGACAUGCAAACUUCCAGGACAGCCAACCAUUGAAGGCUACCUCUAUACGCAAGAGAAAUGGGCUUUGGGAAUAUCCUGGGUGAAAUACUACUGCCGGUAUGAGAAAGAGACCAAAACGCUCACCAUGAUGCCCAUGGAGCAGAAGCCAGGUGCUAAGCAGGGGCCCUUGGACUUAACCUUGAAGUACUGUGUGAGAAGGAAGACGGAGUCUAUCGACAAGCGGUUCUGUUUUGAUAUAGAAACUAAUGAAAGGCCAGGAACCAUCACUCUGCAGGCCCUUUCAGAAGCUAACAGAAGGCUAUGGAUGGAGGCCAUGGAUGGAAAAGAACCUAUCUACCACAGCCCCAUAACAAAACAGGAAGAAAUGGAGCUGAAUGAAGUGGGGUUCAAGUUUGUUAGAAAGUGCAUCAAUGUCAUUGAGACCAAAGGGAUCAAGACAGAGGGAUUGUACCGUACUGUGGGCAGCAACAUCCAGGUUCAGAAGCUGCUGAAUGCCUUUUUUGAUUCUAAAUGCCCAGGAGAUGUUGAUUUUCAUAGUAGUGACUGGGAUAUUAAGACAAUCACCAGCUCCUUGAAAUUCUACCUCAGGAAUCUUUCUGAACCUGUCAUGACCUAUAGACUUCACAAAGAGCUGGUCUCUGCUGCUAAGUCUGACAACCUGGAUUACCGGCUGGGAGCUAUUCACUCAUUGGUAUAUAAGCUACCAGAAAAGAACCGAGAGAUGCUCGAACUUCUUAUAAGACACUUGGUCAAUGUGUGUGAGCACAGCAAAGAGAAUCUUAUGACCCCCUCCAACAUGGGGGUGAUCUUUGGGCCCACCCUGAUGAGAGCUCAGGAGGACACAGUUGCUGCCAUGAUGAACAUCAAAUUCCAGAACAUUGUGGUAGAAAUCCUAAUCGAGCACUUUGUCAAGAUCUAUUCAGGUCCACCGGAGGAAAAUGCUACACCCCCAGUGCCUCCUCCUAGAGUGACAGCAAGAAGGCACAAACCAAUCACAAUUUCAAAGCGUUUGCUACGGGAAAGGACAGUCUUCUACACUUCUUCGAUGAAUGAAAGUGAAGAUGAAAUCCAAUAUCACAUGCCCAAUGGCACUAUCAUCAGCAGUAUAGAACCCCACAAGCAGCUACAAUACCCCAAACUACCAAUUCAAAGGAGUACGGAAGCUGAUCCUGGGAGGAAGUCCCCAAGCAGGCCUGUUUCAGAUGGCAAGUUGGAGUCAUGCCCUGAGGUGGAUGUGGGGAAAUUGGUGUCCAGGCUUCAGGAUGGAGGGACCAAGACCAUACCAAAAGCCACCAAUGGACCUGUGCCAGGCUCUGGGCCCACUAAGGCUCCUUUCCACAUAAAGAGACCAGCUCCUCGGCCCCUGGCUCACCACAAGGAGGGGUGGCUUCCAGGACCAGGUUCUUUGAAACAGCUUCCCGGAAAACAGGAAGUUCUCAAGGCAGACUUCCUGGAGAUGAGAGUUGAGGCCUCAGGUUUUAAAAGACUUGGCCUCAGGAAACCCUUUCUAGGUUCUUUAAGGAUUUUCUUAAAACCCCUGUGUGCUGAGUUAUUUUGUUCUGAAGAGCAGCUCCUUACUGGCCCUGCACCUUCAGGUUCUCAGAUGCUAUAAAAUAAGAGGCACACAUCCUAGAUACAGGUUUAUUUCUCCUUUGUAUUCUGUCUUCAUCCCCUCAGAAGGUCUGUCUUGAGCUCCUGUAAGACUGAAUGGCUGAACCUCCCUCAAGCCAGACUCUGCAGAAACCAAGUUAUCCACCCACCUGAGUUGAAGAGGGGAGCUCAGUCUUCAAAUCUUCUCUGAACUUCCUUCCUAUUCGAAAGGCCAUUGAACUCUGACAGAUUUGGGGCUAAUGACUGAUCUCAGAGGUUUUAUCCUGAACUAAAAGCUACUUGAGUUGGGGCCAUUGCUUACCUUGGAAGUAGGGGCAUAGGAAUGUUUGCUGAACAUUGGAGAAUCUUAACAUGUCUCUUACUGAGGAUAAGGUCCCUGGUGCCAGGUUGAAGCUCUGGCACUGCAAUAUAUUGCCAAGAACCUGUCUGCUCCAAGGAGACUCAGGAAGCUGACCUUCCUUCUCUUGCAUAACAGCUGCUUAGGACAGGUCUACAAAGCAUGUUUUGCAUUUUGAAGACCUGUUUUUGCAGGUCUGUUGAUUAUUCUCCAUCUUGAUUUCUCCUGACAGCUUCCUUUCCAAGCAAUCAAGAAUAAAACAAAAGCUGAAAACAGUUCUUUAAAAAAGGCAGACUGUGUCCUGCAGGAUUUCCAUUUUUUGGUCAAUUGAUGGGAAAAAUUGUUAAGGUAGAUUGAGGCCAGGCAGCUACCACUGUUGCUUCAUGUUUGCCUUCUGCAGAUACGUUCUUUAUCUCCUGAAAGAAGCAGUUCAUAACCUAGUGUUCAUGGAUUCAGGAACUUCAUGAAGCUUCUGAAAUGGUAUGCAGAAUUAAACAACAAUGUGCCUUUUCUGGGAAGGUGGUCCAUAACAUUUUUCUGACUUUUAAAUGGGCCUGUGACCCAAUAAAGUUUAAGAACCAUGGCCCUCGAGAUGAAACACUUUUUAUAACCCAUAAAGUAUUUGAUUAGAAGGGCCUUUCAAAAUCAUUUAAUCUAACUGCUUAGUUUACCAUUGGGGAAACUGAGGGAGAGCAAGUUAGCAGCCAUGCCCAAAUGAGAUCCCAGGCCCCUGAGCAACUAUGCAAGGUUCUUUCUUUUACACCACACUCAUCUAGUAAGAGACCUUAUUAUUGCUGGCUUCAGUGGUCCACAUUUUGGGGUUUGGUUUUUACCCUCUUUCUUGAGCCCCACGUAUUUACCACUAAGUGGAAAACUUGCAGGCAUAACCUUCUGGUGUUCCUCAUUUUCCAUCUCCAUCAUUGAAAGGAACAAGAGUGCAAUUGGUAUAGUGAGAAGUCUGAGCAGUAGAUAUUUCUGAUUUUUGUUUGUUGAAGGGAAGCUGCUGGAGAAACUGUCAUUGUGGUCCUAUGCAGAGGCCUGGGCCAUAGCCUGUCUUUAGUGUCUGUGUAAUUAUAAUGUGUGGGAGAAAGGGCUUUCCUACUUAGACCCUUCUAGUAAGGCCCUGCUAGUAUACUGACUCUAGUACUGAGAAGUAUAGACUUGGUUGGUGAGGGGGAGGUAAAGGAGACCGUAAAGAGAUGGAGAAUGGAAGAAGGGGAAGAGAGAGCGAGAGACAGAGAAUGUACGCAUAACUAAACCAACUCUGAGAUGCCUUUGGGACAGUGUUAUGGAAAGGCAAUUGUCACUUUCAAGAUUGAAGUCUAAGCAUGGUCGCUUGGUGAGUUAAUAACAUGUAGGCUAAACAUACUGAGAGCCUUUGUGGAAACAACUGAGUGAAAAUGUGAUGCCAUUCGCAAUGAAGACAUGCCCAGCUGGCCACACCACUUUCUCAGCUCUACCCAGUUUCAAAGGCCAAGUUGCUAAGGAACCAGGAGUCAAGUGACCACCAUUCUACUUGCUGCUCACCCCCAAAGGUAGCCUCUGUGAGGCUGUUGGCCUCACCCAGGAUGUGCUUAUUGAGCACUGGUCUCAGAGCUGUGGCCUCUAUGCUCUGUCCCAUUAGAUGACUAACAAAAGCAAGCAGGUGUGCAGAUUUUUCCCACAGAAACAGUGGCCACUGGGGCCUCGGUCCCUUUGAAGAUGGUCCAGAUAUCUUUUCACUCUGUUUUUAAUUUUCGUUUUUGGUGCGGGGAAUACCACAAACACCACUACAAAUAUUGAAAGAUUAUUGAGAACCAGAGAAAGCUGCUUUGAUCCCGGUGGAGUGGGUGUCCCAGAAAUGUGGCCAUGAGAUUGCUGUGUGAUCCUAGGACCGAUAUCAAGAGGCUGGCCUAGAGAGUUGGGACCACCAGUCUGGCUGGAGGCCAUGAAGGAGUGCCUGGCUAGCUUUGACACUGCCCUGGGCUAUACAAAAAGAAUGCCAAAGAAUGAACCUCAGCACCUCCCCUUUCACACUCUGGCUUAAAGAGCAAAAUCUUCUGUGGGAAUGAGACUGGCUUGGCCCAAGUUUAGUGGAUGGAUAGUUAUUUGAAAGAGGCUAUGGGAAGGGGUGAUAAUUGAAGAGUGGCAACUAUAGGAAAGUAUCUACAUACUUCAGCCAGCAGGUUAGAGAAACUGGCAAUGGAAGACUGUAAAUCUUCCAUUGACAGUGAUUAACAUUUAUUAAGCACCUACUAAGUGCUAAGUUCCUUGCAUACAUUAUCUCAUUUAUAAUAAUCAUACAGGUAGAUGCUAUUCACUUUAAAGAUAGAGGAUUUAUGGCCCAGGGCAUAAAGUAACUGUCUCAAGGUCACACAAGAAGUAUAUAAAAGAACUGUGAUUCAAGUCCAGGCCCUCAGACUCUGUACCCUCUGCUGUUUUCCCUAUGCCACCCAGAAGCCACAGUACUGGAGCUGCCACGGCUCUUUGAUUUAUUUGCCUGCCUAACAAAAUAUUAAAAGGCAAGCAUUUGAGGGGAAAGAGAGUAUGUAGGUCUGGUUUACAGGGGAAAAAAUCUGGGCUGGAAGAGACUAGUGACAUCCCCAUGUGCAGUCUGAGAAGUGGAAAAGGUCUUGGUGCCUUUGUAGUACUUGAUGCCUUGGGAUCAAAUCCCUGUGAAGUUUUGCUGUGGUGAUAGAAAAAGUUAAGAGAUGAUUUAAAAUAAGAAAUAUUAUUGAUGUUUUUGUUUAAUGAAAAGUGAGGAGAUGGUUGUCCAUCCACUGAGGGGUGAAAAUCAGCAUCCAAUUUUAGUAAUAAAAUAGUGUCAUGUAGAGUAUUCCUAAAAUAAGUGGCUAUCAUGGGGAAGUAACCUUCCCUUUUUAAGAAGUUCUUUGAUUCUGUAAUAACUAGAACAAAUCACAUGGCAGAAGAAGUAUUUCUGUGAUUAGAAAAAAUUUGCCUUUGGGAGAAUCUCAUUCAAUGAUACUAUUUUUAAUGUAACUGCAGACAACUGACCUUGGCAUAUUACAAGCCCAGAAAAAGCUUCAGAAGCAUUUAAAAAUUGCAGAGGGAAGCAAAAUACCUUGAAGAGAUGUUUUUGAUGGAGAAAAGCCUUUAUUUGCAUAGGGAAAAGAAGCACAUGAUACCAAGGAUAUUUAAUAGACACUAAAAAGAAUGCCUAUGUGAAAUACAUAUGUGACAUCAGACAAAAGAAUGCAAUCCUGGCGCCUAUUCUUGUGACUUUCAGUAAAGUAUACAGACUGUCUAGUA